AUGGCUGCGUUCAAUCCAAAAUCCAAGAACCAUUACAGAGUUCGUUCUGUCAGCUUGCCUACAAGAUCACAUCCGAGCACAAUCAGGAUUGAGCAAGCGGUGAACAAGCUAAAGACUUGGGAGACAUCCUCUUCUUCCUUCUCCAAGGCGGAUAAGAUUUGCCUGUCUUUGUCAGGCCUUAAAGAAUUGCAUGAAGGCAUAGAGGAACUUCUUGCGUUGCCACUGUCUCAACAAGCCCUUUCACAGCAUCAGCAAGAUCACAUGGUCAAUGAGUUAGUUGAGGAAUCUGUGAGAUACAUAGAUGUUUGUAGCAACGCAAGAGAUACAGUCAUGCAAAUGAAAGAAGGCAUUAAAGGGCUCCAAUCAUCUCUUCGACGAAGCAAGCUGCGAGAAUUGAGAACUGAAACUGAUGUAGCAUCUUUUAUGUGCUCCAGAAAAAGCUUACAGAAGGAGAUCUCAAGGUCUCUUGCAAAGCUGAAGCAUGUAGAUAACAAAAUGGUCCCUCUGCAUCUGUCAAAUUCUGAAGACGAUCAGCUGUCAAUUGUGCUCAGAGCCCUGACUGAAGCGAGUCUCUUGAACAUCUCAACUUUCUCAUCUCUGCUGUUAUUUCUGUCAGUUCCAGUGAUGAAAUUAAAACCUACUCGAUGGACAUUGGUUUCAAAUUUUAUUUACAAAGGAGGAUUGGCAUGUGAAGGUGAAAGGAAUAAUUUGAAUGAGCUGGAAGAUGUAGAUAUUGCCCUUGGCAAUUUACUCAUUGAUGAUUCCUGCAAAGAUGAUGGAACCGAGAGGAUUGAAUCAGCUCAAAGAAAGUUGGAAGCCUUGGAAACUAUACUUGAGAGCCUUGAAAAUGGAUUAGAGCUUUUGUUUAGACAUUUGAUCCGCACAAGAGUAUCUCUUCUGAACAUACUCUCAGCAGGAACAUCUUAA
Messenger RNA from Coffea eugenioides, 927 nucleotides. RefSeq lists its product as uncharacterized. NCBI's taxonomy places the organism in Eukaryota, Viridiplantae, Streptophyta, Magnoliopsida, Gentianales, Rubiaceae. The coding region runs from base 1 to 927 and encodes 308 amino acids. The record is from RefSeq and is a predicted model, not a curated record. Gene Ontology annotation, biological process: shoot system development; root development. The transcript has a single exon.